AUGCUAAUCGCAAGGGAAGUAGCGGUUAAAGCAGCGACGUCGAGGACGUUACAAGCUUUGCCCAAAUGCUUUGCUCGCCCUCACUGCAGGAACAAGGUCCAAACAGUACCAGUACCCCCACACGACGUGUUCAUAAGCCACCGGGGGCCUGAUACCAGAAGAAAUAUUGCCGGUUUACUCCAUGACUACCUUCUCAAGCGGGGGCUUAGACCUUUUAUCGACUACCGAAACUUAAAAGCUGGUGAGAAAUUGUCCGAAAAGAUUGAUACCGCCAUUCGAGAAUGUAAAGUCGGUGUCGUAGUGUUCUCCCGAAGAUAUUGUGAGUCCUACUAUUGUCUCCAUGAAUUGGCUCUACUAUUGGAAUUGCCGAAAAUAGUUAUACCUAUCUUUUAUAACGUCAACCCGUCCCAGCUUUGGGUUGGACAUAUAUCCAAUGGAACUUGUGUUUUAGAUCAGAUAGAGCUUGAGAGAUUCAGCAGAGCACUUGAAAAAGCUAAAACUAUCGUUGGACUUCGCUUUGAUUCAUCAAGAGGAUAUUGGUUAGAGUUCCUGCAAAGUGCUUAUGAUGCCAUCAUAGAGCAGAUCAGUAAGAGUUCCUGA
This is a messenger RNA of Carya illinoinensis, 600 nucleotides long. RefSeq names its product TIR-only protein-like. The record is from RefSeq and is a predicted model, not a curated record. NCBI's taxonomy places the organism in Eukaryota, Viridiplantae, Streptophyta, Magnoliopsida, Fagales, Juglandaceae. The transcript is spliced from 2 exons. Bases 1 to 600 code for a protein of 199 amino acids. Gene Ontology annotation, biological process: signal transduction.